UAGGCGAUAUGGACGUGUAGGGGGAGUGUUCCAGGCAGAAACUGCAAACACAGACCCAGAGGUGAGCGGAGCCGGUGUGUCUGAAGAAAUCCGCUGCUAGCCUCUAUGUGCACUGCACGACCACUCGGAGCAAGCCUAGAGGCCAGCAUAGUGAGAAUGAACUACAAGGACAAGAGUAGCAGGUGGGGUUGGAGGGCUAAUGAAGAGCAAGACGGUGCAAGGCUGUGAGGUCACAGGACUCUAGCUUUUAUUGGGAGAGAGAUGAGCAGCCACGGGAGGGUUCUGUGCAGAGGAAUGGCGUGCAGGCCUUGGCUAUGACAGCACAGCCUAUGCUGCUGGAGCCUUGCGGCUGGUGUGAGUUUGUGGUCCUGCUCAGGGUCCCGACGGGAGCCCUAAGGGUGGGCUAAUGUGCCGGGCCGUGGGCCAUGAUCCAGCUCCUCCCCCCGAUUGCAGCGUGAAAGAGGGUGCCAACAAGGAGGUGCUGGGGAUCCUGGUGUCGUACAGGGUCAAGGUGAAGCUGGUGGUGGCCCGCGGUGGGGAUGUCUCAGUGGAGCUGCCUUUUGUUCUUAUGCACCCCAAGCCCCAUGACCACGUCACCCCCCCCAGACCUCAGACAGCUACUCCUGAAACAGAUGCCCCUGUGGACACCAACCUCAUUGAAUUUGAUACCAAUCCCAUUGCCGCUCUAACACCUCGGUCUGUGGGCGGAGAGUGGGAAGUUGAGAAGAGGGUCCGAAGCCCUCGCCUCAACCCCUACUUUCCACCACCAAGCUAUGCCACAGAUGAUGACAUCGUGUUUGAGGACUUUGCCCGGCUUCGGCUGAAGGGGAUGAAGGAUGAGGACUACGACGACCAGUUCUGCUAGGAAGGGGGGCUGGAAGAAGGGAGUGGAUGGUGCUGGGAGAGGUAGGGGCAGGACCAAGAUCCCCACUGCCAUUGGGGUGGGUCCCAGCCCCUUUUCCCUUCCCCUCCUUCCAGCAGCUUCCUCAACCAACCCCUUUCCUCCCCCCUGACCCUCUCCUAUUUCCCACCCCCCACCCCCCUACACGCACUGGACCCAUCUCCUGUUGAACAUGGGCAUUAAUGUUUGGACUACAGCUUUGCUACCCCAACCCCCCAAUGGGUGGCAAGCUGUGUUCAUACCUAAAAUUUUUGGAGGGGGAUGCUGAAAAGAGGAGUGAUAGUAGGAAAAGGGGGGAGAAAGAACUGCACACUCAUUCCCUCUUGUCACUAUCUGCCUCCCAUUCCUUCAAGCUGAGACCCUUGGCAGGGGCAAGGCCACUUCUUUGUUUCUGAGCAUAAAGAAUAAACCUUUUAAUAGGCA
Molecule: messenger RNA, 1324 nt
Organism: Myotis lucifugus (little brown bat)
Lineage: Eukaryota; Metazoa; Chordata; Mammalia; Chiroptera; Vespertilionidae
Product: beta-arrestin-2-like
Exons: 4
Coding region: 407-865 (152 amino acids)
Biological process (GO): positive regulation of ERK1 and ERK2 cascade; signal transduction; G protein-coupled receptor internalization
Cellular component (GO): cytoplasm
Molecular function (GO): angiotensin receptor binding
Source: RefSeq, a predicted model, not a curated record